Nezara viridula (southern green stink bug) is the source of this 5137-nucleotide messenger RNA. The record is from the annotation of a GenBank genome assembly. Lineage: Eukaryota; Metazoa; Arthropoda; Insecta; Hemiptera; Pentatomidae.
CAAAAUCUGUGGGCGUGGCCUAAUGGAGGUUUGAACUUACGUGUCUGUGUGCACUUAAGAUAUGGCACGAAUUAAAAAAAAUUGCUGUGUUAUUGGUUUAUAUUACAAUCCAAAUUAACUCUUAAACGUAAUAUAUGAUCAACCUUUAAGAUUGAUCUUUAUCGACUAAAUUAAUUAAGUCCAUCAUUUGAGAUUUCUUUCAGUCAGUAUCGAGUUUUAAGUCAGAGGUGUGUUAUCAAAGAAUUCAGUUGACUGUACCUUGUCAUUUUGUUUUGGUGUAAACUGUUAUGUGAUAAAGUAAUGUAAAUAUUACAGGUUAUACUCCUUAAUGUUUAUGUAUUUACCAUAAUAUAACUAAUGCCUGAUAAUUGAUUUUCUAUUUCCAUAGUGAACUUUUUGUAAAUAAUAGGCAUUAACAUGAAUGGACAUCAUACAUUAUAUUUAUAUUUGUGUUUUAUCGUCCUGAGUUCGUUACAAUUGAAUGUGGAUGCAAGUUCAAAAUUUAGUGAUAGUGAUGAUGAUAAAUUAAAUGCACUUAAUCAACCUAUCAAAUCUGACAAGGCUUAUACUUCAAAUCAUUUUAAUGAAGGUGAAACAUUAGAAGGUGGAAAUGAAGUUGAUACUAGUAAUGUUUUAGAAGAUUUGAAAAGAACUGCUAGCUAUGAAGUAAAAGCCAGUGAUAAGAAUGAUGACUAUAAGUCAUCCUUCGAGGCUCUCUUCAUAGCUCCAGAUUUCAAUGGUCACCAAGAAGAACCAAACGAAUUUGAAGCUCAAGGAAUAGAACUUUAUAACAAAGCAAUGUUAAUGGUUAACUCAACUAGAGGCAAUAAGGCUGCAGCAUAUUCAUUAUUAGUUGAAGCAAGCAAUUAUGGACAUGUUGAUGCUAAAUUAAAAGUUGCAUGGGGUAUGCUGAUGGGCACUUAUUUAAAACAAGAUAUCGUUUCCGCCAAAGCAAUUUUCACUGAACUUGCUGAUAAGGGUUUGCCUGAUGCCCACAUGGGAUUAGGCUAUCUGUAUGCAGUUGGUCUCUCAGUUAAUGCUAGUCAAGCUCGAGCUCUUGUUCAUUACACUAUUGGUGCUCUCGGUGGUAGUACAUGGGCUAGAAUGGCUCUUGGCUACAGAUACUGGUCUGGAGUAUCUGUUUCAUCAAACUGUGAGAAAUCUCUUGAAUAUUACCGAUUAGUUGCAAACACAGUUGCCAAUGAAGUACAGAUGUCUAGUGGGUCUGUUAUACAAAGAGUUAGACUUCUUGAUGAAGUUGAUAAUCCAGGCUAUAACUCAGGAAUACUGGAUAAUGAUUUAAUAGAAUAUUACCAAAUGCUAGCUGAGAAAGGAGAUGUCCAGUCCCAGGUAGGGCUUGGCCAGCUCCACUAUCAAGGAGGAAGAGGUGUAGUACGUGAUCAUCAAAAAGCUUUGCAUUAUUUUCUCCAAGCAGCUGAUGCAGGAAAUCCUAUUGCUAUGGCAUUUCUAGGAAGGAUUUAUUUGGAAGGAAGUGAAAUGGUUAAGGCUGACAAUGCCACUGCUUACAAAUAUUUCAAAAAGGCUGCAGAUAUGGGUAAUCCUGUUGGACAAAGUGGACUUGGCUUGAUGUACUUAGAAGGAAGAGGUGUUGAAAGAGAUUACAGCAAAGCUCUGAAGUAUUUUUCACAAGCUGCUGAGCAGGGUUGGGUUGAUGGGCAACUUCAACUAGGCAUUAUGCAUUUUAGUGGUUUAGGUGUUAGAAGAGACUAUAAAUUAGCUAAUAAAUACUUCACUCUGGCAUCUCAGUCUGGACAUGUAUUAGCAUUUUAUAAUUUAGCACAAAUGCAUGCAACUGGCACUGGAAUAAUGAGAUCCUGUUCAACUGCUGUGGAGCUUUACAAAAAUGUUGCGGAAAGGGGAAGAUGGGGUGAAAAAUUAAUGGAAGCUCAUAAUCAUUAUAGGGAAGGUCGUUACAAUGAGGCAUUUGUGCUGUAUUCUUUACUGGCUGAGUUAGGAUAUGAAGUCUCUCAAAGUAAUGCUGCCUUUAUGCUGGAUAGAGGUGAAGUAUCUUUAGCACAGAGAGAUGAAAAUGAAACCUAUAUUCGUGCUCUUGUUUAUUGGGGCCGAGCAGCAUUACAAGGAUAUUCCCCUGCUCAGGUGAAGUUAGGAGACUACCAUUAUUAUGGAUUAGGAACUAAUGUUGAUUAUGAAAUGGCUGCAAUGCAUUAUCGAUUAGCGUCUGAUCAGCAGCAUAAUGCCCAAGCGAUGUUUAAUCUGGGAUACAUGCAUGAACAGGGAUUAGGUCUUCAACAGGAUAUGCAUCUUGCCAAAAGGUGUUAUGAUAUGGCUGCGGAAGCUAGUGCUGAUGCGAAAAUUCCUGUAGCUUUGGCAUUGAUGAAGCUCUCACUUGUUUGUAGUUUGAAAUAUUUUGAAGAGAAGAACUGGAAGGAUUUUGUGAGUCUUCGAGUUAUGACUUCUCAGUUUGGCCCAAAUUGGGACCUAUACAUAUUUUCAUUUCUUCUUGGUCUACUGGUUAUUUUGGUAUAUUUCAGAAGGCCUCGCCCCAAUCAGAGAUAACAUUAAGCUGUAGAAGUCAUUAAAAUAUUUAAAAAAAAAAGAAAAAAAAAAAAAAAAAGAAUGAAAUAAUGACUGUGUUUUUGUGAUAUGUUGAAGAUAGGAAAUCAGAAGCAUGACUUACAGAAUUUCUAUUGUAAAUAACUUUUUCUUACUUCUAUAAAUGUUAGACCAAAUAAGAUAUAACAAUUUAUUUCUCCUUAUUUAAGUAAUGUGAAUAAUUUCUGUUGUAAUUGUAAUGCUUGUAUAUAUUCACAGAUUGAAUGGUAUUUAAUUUAAAAAUGAGGAUCUAUGGCAGGAAUUAUAAUAAUUUGAAAAAAAAGAAAUGAAAAAAAAAUAUAUAAUAAAAGAAAAAAAUAUUUUAAAAACUUCUUUGUUCAGUAUUUGUUUUUUUGUUGCUUUUUUAAGUUAUUUUUUUCACUGAACAAUUAGGUAACGACUGAGAAUUCAUUAAAUUUUUACUUUGUUAAAUUUUUAUUGUUACAAAAAGUUAUGCCACUGAUUAUAAAAUAGUGCUGUUCAUUAAUUUUUUUUGUAAUUUAAAGAAUUUAUGUAAUCAAAAUUUCCAUUUAUGUCCAAAAAAAAUUUUAUUGAAGUCUAUUAGUUAAUUUUUUUGAAAAAUACAAUACUAAACACUGUCCAGUAAUGUUAUAAACAGUAUUUGAGCAAAUUAAUCUAAUUUUUAAAUGCUUACAGUACUUAUGAGGCAUUUUUAACUGAAUGAAAAAAGUAAAAUAUUGUUUGUUUCUGAUUAGGGCAGAAAUCUAUCAUCACUGUAUUUAAAACAAUGAAAAGCCUCAUUAAAACUUAGUCCUGAUACAAUAAACAUUUAAUGUUUGUUUUAAGUACUUCUUUACUAAGCAAAUUAUGAAUAUUAGUUUUGAACUGGAACAAAAGUUUUAGUUUUAACUAUAAGACUUUUGCACAAUAAUGAAAUAGUAGAGUUGACUCAACAUACAUUUAAAAAAACCUUUUAUACUUUAAUUUUAGUUUGUUCACUUAUUGUUGUUGAAUUAUUUAUUUUUUCAUUUUCUGCAAACUUUCACUUGAGUGCAGGUCAGGUAAAAGAACAUUUUUAGUAGACUUACGGGUGUUGUACAAAUUAGAGUAAUCGUAUUAAUGUAUUUUUUAUAUAAUAGCACCUUUGUAGAUAGUAAUUUACUUACUAUUCUAGAUUUACCUAUUUAAAAAGAUCACUUUUUUUUUUUAAACAGUUAUAAACUUUUGAAUGUUAAAUAAAAAAAAAAGUUUUAAAAACAUAACAACAAGGUUGUUUUCAACUUAUUACUGCUUUAUGAAAUAAUUUAAUUUUGGCAGAAUUCAGGAAAAACUACCCAUUUCAGGGAUCGGUCCUCAAAAUGAUAUACCUAUAUAAAUCAUUUAGGAAUAAAGAUCUAGUCAAUGAAAUUAACUGAAAACAGCAUUUUUCAUAACAGUUACUGAAUAAAAGGAGAUUGAAUUUGAGACAAGUUAAGGCUUAGUAUUUUCUAUAUUAAAUAGCUGAUUUUGAAUUGUUGAGUUUUGGCAUGAUUCUUGGAUCAGGACUGACAAUGUUUCAUUCUAUAUGCGAUUUGCUAUAUUUUUUUCCAGUAAUUUACUUUAACAUCCCAUAUUUCAUAAUUUCUUUUUCUUUUCUAUUUAAUGUUACUUUUAUUUCAGAAAUGACAAAAAAUCACAUUUUUUAUCGUUAUCUUGCGGAAAACUAAAGUUCUGCCCAAGCCCAAAUAGUAUUGUAUGGUAUGUAAGAAUGCUACGGUACUAUUUUUCAUCCAGUUUUUCAUCUAUGUGCAAGAGGUAUUCCAACUCCAGAUCUAGAAAUUCAUCCCCAUACCAUUAAGAAGCCACCUCUAUGUUUUACUGUUGGUUGAAAACAUUCAGGUGAAAAUUCCACUCCAGAACAUGCGUGGGUGGUCUGAAAACUUUCCGACCUAACAAAAAUACAAUACAUUUUUUUUCUUUUUCAACAUAGUUUCAACAUUUCUUACAUUUACAUUUACAUUCAACAUUUCUUUUUCAACAUUCUUUUUCAACAUGCUCCUUGUAACUCUACACACUUCUCCCAGCAAUGCUCCCAUCCUGUCUUGGUGAAACAGGAUUUUCUUUUUCUGCAAAUGUGGCCGUUUUUCCACAAGUUCUGCCUUCAGCUUGUAAAGUAAUGAUGCGUGGUAUGCUCCGUUAAUGGUUUUCCUUUUUGAAGAUAGUCGAUUAAAAUAACUCGAUGACUAUCCCAAAAAAUAGUCACCAUCACUUUCCCAGCCUAGAAAACAGUUUUUACUUUUUUUGGAGCCGGUUCCUCCUUUGCAGUCCACUGUUUGGACUGUAUUUUUGUUUCGGCAUAUAAUGGUGUAUCUAAGUUUCAUCUACAGUAAUUAAUUGGUGCCAAAAUUCAGAUUUAUUGCACCAACAGAGCAUUGGAAAUGUUUAUUCGAACACAUUUUUUGUCUAACAUUAGCAAAUGCGGCACCCAACGUGUGGACAACUUUCUCUUAUCUAAAUGUUGAUUUAAUAUGUAACAAACGCAUUCUUUUGACAUGUUCAUAACCUCUGCUAUCUCUCUCACUUUAAUUCAGCGGUCGUCUAGCACCAUUUGGUGAACUUUGGG